CCAAUGGCACCCAAAGCCGAGAAGAAGCCCGCCGAGAAGAAGCCUGCCGAGAAGACCGUGGCGGAGAAAGCCCCGGCGGAGAAGAAGCCCAAGGCCGGCAAGAAGCUCCCCAAGGAGGCCGGAGCCGCCGCCGGAGACAAGAAGAAGAAGAGGAGCAAGAAGAGCGUGGAGACCUACAAGAUCUACAUCUUCAAGGUUCUCAAGCAGGUCCACCCUGACAUCGGGAUCUCCAGCAAGGCCAUGGGCAUCAUGAACAGCUUCAUCAACGACAUCUUCGAGAAGCUUGCUCAGGAGUCGUCCAGGCUUGCAAGAUACAACAAGAAGCCGACGAUUACUUCUCGGGAGAUUCAGACUGCUGUGAGGCUUGUGCUUCCUGGUGAAUUGGCCAAGCAUGCCGUCUCUGAGGGGACUAAGGCUGUGACUAAGUUUACAAGCUCUUGAAUGGUUGUGGGUUCUAGAAUGGCUUUGGUAUCAACUUAGUUAGUAAUCUGUUUAGAUGUAGUUUCUGAAUCUACUCUUAGAUAUGUAAUUUCUUUAUUUUCCAAUGAAAUGAAAGACGAUGGUUUCAUAUAA
Molecule: messenger RNA, 573 nt
Organism: Fragaria vesca subsp. vesca
Lineage: Eukaryota; Viridiplantae; Streptophyta; Magnoliopsida; Rosales; Rosaceae
Product: probable histone H2B.1-like
Exons: 1
Coding region: 4-441 (145 amino acids)
Biological process (GO): nucleosome assembly
Cellular component (GO): nucleosome
Molecular function (GO): structural constituent of chromatin; protein heterodimerization activity; DNA binding
Source: RefSeq, a predicted model, not a curated record